UUUCCAUUUCUCCCUAUACUGAAAUCUAUACACCCGUAAUUAAAAAAAAAAAGAAAAGAAAUCUAUACACCCCAAAACAGCUUAAAAAAGCAUACACACAAUUGAAGAGAGAGAAAAAGGUACUACCUUUCUUUCUAGCUACAGAGAACCAACAAUCAAACUCUAAAAAAACUGAAAAACCCAAUAAAAUUAAAUUUCCCACUAAAAAACCCAUAGAUCCAAUUUUUAAUUAGGGUAUAUUUGUCUGCUUAAAAAACCUUUUGGCUCAUUUCUCAACUUUUUUCUCUCUCUUUCAUCAAUGCAGUGUUUCAGGGCAAAAUUUGUUUGUUCUAUCAAGUCAAUCUGGGUUAAUGUUAAGUCUUAGAAAUAUCAGUAAGUAGUUAUUAUUGAUAAGAUGCUGGAUAGUCCUACUAUUACUCUAGAUGACAAUGAAAAAUAUUUUCUUUUUCAGUUGCAUUUUCAGAAAGCAGCUAUUUUAACAGUACUAUCAGCAACAGCUAUCAAAUUCAUACAAGGAUUUUUUUUAUUUAACUGAGAGAUCUUGAUUGCCCACUUUUAUUAUUGAGUUUCAGAAAUUUCCCACCUUUUCUUUUGAUUAAUUUUAUUGAAGUUUGUAUCUGGUUGUAGACUUGAAGUAUUAGAUUGAAAAGAGAAGUAAAAAUAUUAUGGGUUUUAUGAAUUAUUGUUAUGGAGUUGAGAAUUUUCUUUCUUUAGAUCAAAAAUAGCAUGUUUUUGAAAGUUCUGUUUGGUUUGUUUUAAUUUCUAGAACUCUGAUCUUGAAAAUUUGGAGUAGAAAAACCUUUUCUUUUGUUUUUCACUGUUUCAGAAUUGUUUAGGUUGUUGUUUGAAGACAUAGAAGAAGAAAAAAGGAAAAAAAAAGUUGCUUUUGGUGGGUUAUUGUGAUUAUUUUUUGGUGGGUUAUUGUGAUUAUUUUUGGUGGGUUAUUGUGAUUUUAGAUUGUUUAUCUAAUUUUAGUUAGUUUCAACUCCUGCACAUCAACUGUUUGAGUAUAUGCUUCUGAGAGAGUAGAAAAAGUAAAGGAAGAAUAUUAAGUUGUAGGUUGUUGACAUACUAAAAGGAAAAGGGUAUUUUGUGAAAUAGAGCUGUAUUAAUGAUGGCAAUGUCCUGCAAGGAUGGUAAGGGAGUGAUGGAUAAUGGGAAGUAUGUGAGGUAUACACCUGAGCAGGUUGAAGCCCUUGAGAGGCUCUAUCAUGAUUGCCCUAAACCCAGCUCGCUCCGCCGCCAGCAGCUCAUCCGGGAGUGCCCUAUUCUCUCUAAUAUUGAGCCCAAGCAGAUCAAAGUCUGGUUUCAAAAUAGAAGAUGUAGGGAGAAGCAGAGAAAAGAGGCAUCAAGGUUGCAAGCAGUAAAUAGGAAGCUGACAGCCAUGAAUAAGCUUUUGAUGGAAGAGAAUGAUCGGUUACAAAAACAGGUUUCUCAGUUGGUUUAUGAGAAUGGCUAUUUUCGCCAGCAAACACAGAAACAGUCUGGGAUAAAUAGUAAAGAUACAAGCUGUGAAUCUGUGGUGACGAGUGGUCAACACCAUUUGACUCCACAGAAUCCCCCAAGAGAUGCUAGUCCUGCAGGACUUUUGUCCAUUGCAGAUGAAACUUUAGCAGAGUUUCUUUCAAAGGCCACUGGAACUGCUGUUGAGUGGGUCCAAAUGCCUGGAAUGAAGCCUGGUCCGGAUUCCAUUGGAAUCGUUGCUAUUUCUCAUGGUUGCACUGGAGUGGCAGCACGAGCCUGCGGCCUGGUUGGUCUAGAACCUACCAGGGUAGCAGAAAUCCUCAAGGAUAGGCCAUCGUGGUUUCGCGAUUGCCGAGCUGUGGAUGUGCUUAACGUGCUGCCCACUGCCAAUAGUGGAACCAUUGAGCUGCUGUACAUGCAGCUCUACGCUCCAACGACGUUGGCGCCUGCCCGUGAUUUUUGGUUGCUUCGGUAUACUUCUGUCAUGGAGGAUGGUAGUCUGGUGGUUUGUGAAAGGUCACUUAACAAUACUCAGAAUGGUCCCAGCAUGCCACCUGUGCAGAAUUUUGUAAGAGCGGAGAUGCUGCCUAGUGGGUAUCUUAUAAGGCCUUGUGAAGGAGGUGGCUCCAUAAUACAUAUUGUUGACCAUGUAGACCUUGAGCCAUGGAGUGUGCCAGAAGUAUUACGUCCCUUGUAUGAAUCUUCAACAGUUUUAGCCCAGAAAACAACGAUGGCGGCACUGCGUCAACUGAGGCAGAUUGCUCAGGAAGUUUCACAGCCUAAUGUCUCUAAUUGGGGUAGGCGGCCUGCCGCUCUUCGAUCUCUUGGUCAAAGGCUGAGCAGGGGUUUUAAUGAGGCCCUCAACGGAUUUACUGAUGAAGGGUGGUCAAUGAUUGGGAAUGAUGGCAUAGAUGAUGUCACUGUUCUUGUUAACUCGUCACCCGACAAACUGAUGGCAUUAAAUCUUACAUAUGCAAAUGGGUUUCCAGCUGUGAGCAAUACGGUUUUAUGUGCGAAAGCUUCCAUGCUUCUACAGAAUGUUCCCCCUGCAGUGCUUCUUAGGUUCCUAAGGGAGCAUAGAUCAGAAUGGGCUGAUAACAACAUUGAUGCUUACUUGGCAGCAGCUGCCAAAAUUAGUCCCUGUAGCUUGCCUGGAGCACGGAUUGGAGGUUUUGGUAAUCAAGUAAUUCUUCCAUUGGCACACACCAUUGAGCAUGAGGAGUUAUUGGAGGUCAUAAAGCUUGAAGGUGUUGUUAGUUGUCCUGAAGAUGCUAUGAUGCCAAGAGACAUGUUCCUUUUGCAAAUAUGUAGUGGCAUGGAUGAGAAUGCUGUUGGCACAUGUGCUGAGCUCAUAUUUGCUCCUAUAGAUGCUUCUUUUGCUGACGAUGCUCCUCUUUUGCCAUCUGGUUUUCGUAUCAUUCCUCUCGAUUCUGUGAAGGAAACCUCAAGUCCAAACCGCACUUUGGAUCUUGCAUCUGCUCUUGAAGUGGGUCCAUCUGCAAAUAAAUCUUCAUCGGAUAAUUCUGCCUCUGGUAAUAAUAUGAGAUCGGUGAUGACUAUUGCAUUUCAAUUUGCUUUCGAGAGCCAUCUUCAAGACAACGUGGCUUCAAUGGCAAGACAGUAUGUUCGCAGCAUUAUAUCUUCAGUUCAGAGGGUGGCCUUGGCUCUCUCUCCUCAUUUGGGUUCUCAAGCUGGGCUUAGGUCUUCUCUUGGUAAUCCUGAAGCUCACACUUUGGCUCGAUGGAUUUGCCAGAGUUAUAGGUGCUUUUUGGGAGUAGAGCUACUCAAAUCAACCGGUGACGGUAGUGAUGCAAUCUUGAAGUCCCUGUGGCAUCACUCUGAUGCAAUCAUGUGCUGCUCCUUAAAGGCUUUACCAGUUUUCACCUUCGCAAAUCAGGCAGGUCUUGACAUGCUCGAGACAACCCUGGUUGCCCUGCAAGACAUCACGCUUGAGAAGAUCUUGGAUGAUCAUGGACGGAAGACUCUUGUCUCGGAAUUUCCUCAAAUUCUUCAACAGGGUUUUACAUGCCUUCAAAGCGGAAUUUGUCUCUCGAGCAUGGGUCGUCCAGUAUCAUACGAACGGGCAGUGGCGUGGAAGGUGCUGAACGAAGAAGAGAAUGCACACUGCAUUUGCUUUAUGUUUAUGAACUGGUCGUUUGUCUAGUUGCUGGCAGCGUUAGUUCUAAGUACUCCCGAGUAAAAAAUACUUGCAAAAAACAAGUUUAUUUAAGUUACCAUGAAGUAGUAUUAUGUUUCUUUUGCUGUCGACUGUCGAGGUUCUUACUUAUGAAACCUUCGUAAACUGAUGGAUGAUCUAUGGAUGUUGCAGCUAAGGCAUAGACCUGGAACUGCUUUUCUGUUUA
Amaranthus tricolor (Joseph's coat) is the source of this 3827-nucleotide messenger RNA. RefSeq names its product homeobox-leucine zipper protein ATHB-15. Bases 1112 to 3628 code for a protein of 838 amino acids. The transcript is spliced from 18 exons. Gene Ontology annotation, molecular function: lipid binding; DNA-binding transcription factor activity; DNA binding. The record is from RefSeq and is a predicted model, not a curated record. Lineage: Eukaryota; Viridiplantae; Streptophyta; Magnoliopsida; Caryophyllales; Amaranthaceae.